GAUGUACCUGGUGAAGAUGUCUCCGCGCCUCUAUGAGGCAGAGGAGAACGGUGACAUCACCAUCGGAUGGGACUUUCAGACCAAAGCCGACAUGACUCGCAGCAACAUGGUUUGUUUUCUCCAGUCGGAGCCUCUGGAGCUUUUCUAUCAGAUGAUAAAGGGCGUUGAGGCUCCGGAGUCUCAGCAUCAGCGGUUCGCAGGACGGGUUCACUGCGACAGAGACGCUCUCAGAGACGGACGAGUCAGACUUCAGGUGUCCGCAGUCACAGCUGAAGACUCUGGAAACUACAGGUGUGAUCUGGCUGCUGCUUACGACAAAACCACGAGGCGGUGGGAGCUGGAGGUCUCUGAAAAGUUUGUUCUGAAUGUGAGUCGGAAGUAUGAAGGAGGCGCCGCUGACAAACCGAAGCCCGGACCGGAAACGAUUACAGGUCCAAAACAGCCGAAAGGAAGUCCACAUAAGGAAUACGUUUUCCUGGCUUUGUUCAUAGCAGCUCAAGUCGUAGCAGUUGCAGCAGCUUUUGGAAAAAUAUUAUGCAAACGCCCAAAACAGGAAGAUUCAGACCAAAGUGGACGCUCUGGCUCCGAGUCCUGGACUGAUGAAGUUCACGUCCACGUUCCUGACAGCUCCGGUCCUGGAUGAACACGGGAGAAACUACUGUAUGUGGUGGAGGGAUGACUUCCUCUGCAGCUCCGCUUCCUACAAUCUGUGCCUGCACUGUUAAAAAGACACUAUAAUUAAUAUAAGACACUUAAAGACUGACACUACUGUCAGUUCCCCUCCUCUGUCCCGCUGCGGUUAAUUAAAUGCUCCAGACCUUCACAGCAUUAGUCCUGCAAGAAAAAAAGAAAAGGCAUUAUUAUUAAGUAUUAACAGAUUAACUGUGAUCAAAUGUAUUUUUCCAAAUGACUGAUCUGAUGUACACACUUAGACCAAGUUACAUUUUGCACUGACUCAAGUUUAUGAUCUACCUGUAGCCAAGUUACCACGAAUCACCGUUCUGCUUAGGGUUGUGUAUAUAUUUUCUAUUUUAUACGUGCAAUUUUAUUUAAAUUAUUUCUUUAUUCAUUUAAUUUUUAGACAUCUUGUAUAACUUUGUAUAGUUGUUUUAAACUGCUUUAUUUUCAUUUAUAUGACCUCUGAGUGUUUUAAUCUAAAUGAAGUGCAGCAGGUUCCAGACCGCAGCUGUUCAUGUCCUUCACUUUCACAACUCAAACUGUAGAAAGAGUUCAUGUUGUUCAGGUGUCCUCUUCACACAAAACACAAACGCAACAAUAGAUAAGCAAAAAGAGGAAGUAGAGAACGAGUAUUACCACGUGAUUUUGUUUUUUGAUUAGGAUUUACAAUCAAACAAAACCAUAUUGAUUGAUACUGAUUGUUUUCUUACUGUUGAGUCUUGUGCUCUUCCUUGUAAUAAAUGACCACAGUAACAACAGA
Messenger RNA from Seriola dumerili (greater amberjack), 1438 nucleotides. RefSeq lists its product as uncharacterized. The coding region runs from base 2 to 643 and encodes 213 amino acids. The record is from RefSeq and is a predicted model, not a curated record. Gene Ontology annotation, biological process: cellular response to lipopolysaccharide; immune response; T cell costimulation. NCBI's taxonomy places the organism in Eukaryota, Metazoa, Chordata, Actinopteri, Carangiformes, Carangidae. The transcript has 4 exons. Gene Ontology annotation, cellular component: external side of plasma membrane.